Molecule: messenger RNA, 1905 nt
Organism: Chiroxiphia lanceolata (lance-tailed manakin)
Lineage: Eukaryota; Metazoa; Chordata; Aves; Passeriformes; Pipridae
Gene: IRF7
Product: interferon regulatory factor 7
Exons: 11
Coding region: 145-1689 (514 amino acids)
Biological process (GO): immune system process; regulation of transcription by RNA polymerase II
Cellular component (GO): nucleus
Molecular function (GO): protein binding; RNA polymerase II cis-regulatory region sequence-specific DNA binding; DNA-binding transcription factor activity, RNA polymerase II-specific
Source: RefSeq, a predicted model, not a curated record
AGCGGCGGCACUUUCACUUUCGGAAGGGACACGUGAUUUCCAGGAAAACGGGAGUAGGCGGAUAAAGGACCGGGCUGGAAGCGGCCGCCCCCCGCACCGAGGUCGCCGCCCGUCCCGUCGCAGCAGCUCGGCGGAGCCCGCACUAUGGCAGCGCCGGAGAACGAGGGGGAGGCCCAGAGGCUGCGUUUCGUCCCGUGGCUCCUGAACGCCAUCAACAGCGGGAACUACCGCGGGCUGCGCUGGCUCGACCAAGAGCGCACCACCUUCCGCGUCCCCUGGAAGCACAACGCCAGGAAGGACAUCACCAGCAGCGACCUGGAGGUCUUCAAGGCCUGGGCAAAGGUGGGUGGGCGGUAUGAGGAGUCAUCUGAGGACCCGGUCAAGUGGAAGACCAACUUCCGCUGUGCCCUGAGCAGCACCGGCAUGUUCAAACGGCUGAAGGACAAUUCCAAGUGUGGUGAAGACCCACACAUGGUCUUCACCAUUAACCAAGCCACCCUUCAGCACAGCACGGAGGGGGAUUUCAGCAGCCCUGAUCCUGCGGUGGACCAGCAGCCGGCACAACAGCAGCUGCAGGUGGAGCUUCAUCCCCAAGACAUGGCCCCAGAAAUUGCUCUCCCAGGCAGCACCGACCCCACACAGCCCAUGUCACUGGAGAAGCUGCUGCAGCAGUGUGACAUCUCCCCCCGUGAUGCUGUCUGCAUGACCCCGUCCUGGGUGCCCGCAGGGGACACCCUCCACCUGGACGUCCUGCUCCAGCCUCCCCAGGACAGCCUGCUCCAGCCUUAUGCCAACCCCAGCCAGAACAACUGCUUCCCUCCCACGGCAUUUCAGCAGUGGGUGCCCACAGUGGAGCAGCCCGCUUUGGGCACCUGCACCCCCCUGGACUUCAUGCCACCAGAGGAGCUAGGAACCGUGCCACUGCCAUGUCACCUGACAGAGGGCAUGGUCCCCAUGCAGUCACCAGGGGAGGCGAUGUUUUUGGUCCCCACCGCCAGCCUUGUGCCACAGCCACAGCAGCUGGUGGAUGACACAGGUGACUUCGUCUCUAACCUGGACGUCACCAUCUACUACCGGGGAAAGGAGUUCCAUCGGGAGAUCGUGCAGGGCAGGCACUGCCUGCUGACGUACCAGCCCCUCGGUGGCUCACCAGCAGUGGCUCAGGGUCCCUGGCGCGUGGUGCACUUCCCCAGCCCCGCCAACAUGGCCGAUAGAAAGCAGUGGCGUAUCACCGAGGAGCUGCUGGGCAAGGUGGGGCUGCAUCUGGAGCAACGUGCCUACAAGGUCUUUGCCACCCGCCGGGAGAAGUGCAAGGUAUUCUGGGCCCUGUCCCAACAGCUUGAGGGUGUCGAGGACCCCCCAUCCAACCUUCUCUGCCGGGACCAGGAAACCCCUAUUUUUGACUUCAGUGAGUUUAGCACAGAGCUAAGGGACUUCCGCAACGGCCAAAGGCGGCGGUCCCCUGACUUCACCAUCUACCUCUGCUUUGGUCAGGCCUUCUCCAAGGCCAAGCCUAAGGAGGCCAAGCUCAUCCUGGUCAAGUUGGUGCCCAAGUUCUGCGAGUACUGCUAUGAGAAGGUGCUGCAGGAGGGAGCCUCAUCCCUCGACAGCCACACCAUCAGCCUGCAGCUCUCAGACUCCUUCAGUCUCUACGAUCUCAUUGAGCAGUACACCAUGCAGCUGGACUGACCCCCACCCACCACAUGGUCCCUGGGACAGGUAGCAGGACCACUGGGCACUGUGGAAACUGGCACCCCCAACUCAGGGACAGCUUCACUGACCAAUCCCAGAACUCACAUGUUUCUUUUCCCCUCAGUCAACUGCUAACGUGUUUUUGUGGGUUAUGAUCAUUUACAGAUUUAUUUUCUUAAUUUUUCCAAGUUUAAAUAUAUGUACAGAAAAGUA